CUACGAUGUGGUUUGGUCUACCCAGUAGCUGAAUACUGUUCACCCGUCUGGUUAAACAGCGCUCAUGUGUCAAAAAUAGACACCCAACUCAACACUACUAUGAGACUAAUAUCUGGUACAAUAAAAUCGACACCUACCCACUGGCUCCCGACAUUAACAGCAAUUGCCCCUCCACCACUCCGCAGAGCGUACGCCUUAGUUAAAGAGUUCUCAAAAAUAAAUCUCAAUCACGAACUACCCAUUAAUAAUUUUAUUGGUGAUGCGACCAAAACACGAUUAAAGUCCGGAAACCCCCCAUCAAAAACAGCCAAGGACCUAAUCAAUGCAAACUUUGAUAUGAUGAUGAAAUGGAAACAAAUGUGGGCAGCUAUGGUAGAGAAUGAUAACAUCCUAGACAACAUAUUACUAGGACAUAUACCCACAGGAUUUGACCUACAGCGCAAUCUAUGGUGUACACUUAACCGAAUACGAACUUCGCACAGUAGAUGUGCAGUUCCUUACACAAAUGGGGCAUGA
This is a messenger RNA of Cinara cedri, 516 nucleotides long. NCBI's taxonomy places the organism in Eukaryota, Metazoa, Arthropoda, Insecta, Hemiptera, Aphididae. The record is from the annotation of a GenBank genome assembly.